CCCGCGGCUUCGUACUCGACUUCCAUGUUCACCUCCCUGGAUGUUGGCAGCUUGCAUCUCAAGCAUCGCGUGGUGCUGGCACCCCUGACCCGCAAUCGUGCCACGCCUUCGACGACUCAUCUAAGAACGUGGUUCCCGAAUGAACUUCUCGUCGAACAUUACACGCAGCGCGCGACAGCCGGAGGGCUGCUCAUAUCCGAAGCGAUGCACGUUAUGAUAGCUGUACCCGAUGAUCUUGCUUAUCUGACCCCGAUCUACAGUCCAGUAUCGUUGCGGGCAUCCGGUGCCCUGGGUGUUCCCGGCCUUUGGACCGACGAGCAGCUCGACGGAUGGAAAAGGGUGACAGAAGCAGUGCAUGCUCAAGGAGCCUAUAUCAUCUGCCAGCUGUGGCAUCAGGGUCGCCAGACCCAUUCUCGCGUCACCGGCUUGGAUACAUGGUCAUCCUCGGCAGUAGCUAUCACAGGCUCUGAACAUGGUGGCGGCGAGUCCGUUCCGUACGAGAGGCCCCACCCUAUGAGUGCCGAAGAGAUAGCAUUGACGCACGAUGAAUAUGUGAAUACUGCUCUGAGAGCCUUGUUGGCGGGCUUUGAUGGGGUCGAAGUUCACGCCGCAAAUGGCUAUCUUCCCGACCAAUUUCACCACUCUAACGUCAAUCAACGCGGCGAUCAGUAUGGAGGCUCAUAUCAGAAUAGGUGCCGCUUUACUGUGGAACUUGUAACGAAACUGUGUGGUGCUAUUGGAAAAGAAAGGGUUGGAGUUAGACUAGCACCCUUCGGAUUAUUCAACGAAGUUAACGGCAAGGAGCGUGUAGUCCAGUGGACAUAUCUCUGUUCCGAGCUAUCCAAGCGGGGUAUUGCAUAUGUGCAUAUGAUUGAACCACGCUUCGACGAGUGGAAGAGCGAAAUAGAGAAAAUCGACAUUCUAUUGCAUGCUGCCGACGAUAUGGGGGUUGCCCAUGAAAGCAGUAUCCCUUCCCUUAAACCUUUCCGUGCUGCUAUCCGGCCGCCAACCAAGCUCAUUGUAGCGGGAGGCUACAACUGGAUAAACUGCUGGGAUGGUAUCGACCGUGGCGAUCACGACGCCGUUGCUUUCGGUAGAUACUUCACGUCCAACCCGGAUCUCGUCGAGCGCCUGCGCACCGGGCAGCGGUUACGCCGAUACGACCGAUCCACAUUCUAUGGCCCUUUUCCCGAUCCCGCAUACGGGUACACUGCCCUUUCUGAAAAAAAUCGGGAGUGGGCUGUCCCAGAAGAUGCGGGCCAGUCGCAACUCGUGCCUCCACAGAAUGAGGCAACCACUGAAAAAGACACCCUGGAUCAGGAUUCCUCAGCUCGAACGUGA
Punctularia strigosozonata HHB-11173 SS5 is the source of this 1341-nucleotide messenger RNA. Its product is annotated as FMN-linked oxidoreductase. NCBI's taxonomy places the organism in Eukaryota, Fungi, Basidiomycota, Agaricomycetes, Corticiales, Punctulariaceae. The annotation marks the transcript as partial. Gene Ontology annotation, molecular function: FMN binding; oxidoreductase activity. The transcript has 12 exons. The record is from RefSeq and is a predicted model, not a curated record.